GCUUUUGUUCUUUGGCCCGUCACCGUCUGAUGCCAACGCAAUUUUACAUUCGUUUGCAUCUGAGGGUCACUUCACAACACUAAUCAUAAUAGAGGCCCUGCUGGCAGGCCCUUGUUCUUCCCACCGACAUCCUGAGCCAUGUCUGAGAUGAACGGCAAUAUUGAUGAUGCCCGAUAUCAGCAUCAUCUUGAGCACCGCGGUAGCGCCAACCAACAUAUCUUUUGGAUCGUUUGGUCGUGCAUAGCUGUCUUCGUACUCAUCAGACUGACCCGAGCAUUGUUGACCUGGUGGAGCAGGCGCGUUUCGCGUGCCCACAAUGUUAUGUCUGUACCGCAUAUUGACAACUCGAUUCGAGCUCGUGCAUGGGAAUUUGUGCGUGCCGUCUUCGUCGCGCCGUUUCCACGGAUACUGGGGCGCGUUCUCUUCGUCCUGCCUUUGGGCAGCAUUAUUGGUCUUGUUAUAUACAUGAUCAUCGUUGUAUCACUGCUCUUGACGGUCGAUGCCCCUACUUCGACACCACAUUUUAUUGACGACGUCGCUUUCAGAGCGGCUUGGGUCACCAUCACGCAGAUCCCCUUGCUCUUCUUCUUAUCAACGAAACGUGGACCCAUCAACAUCCUCGCCAAUGUCUCGUAUGAUCGGAUGGCGUGGUUGCACAAAUGGGCUGGCCGUAUGAUCUUCGUUUCUGCCACCACGCACGUGGCAAUCAUGAAAUCUUCAAUCUCGCUUGCGGAUGUUCUACUGUCGCAAGAUGAAGGUGCGACUGUUGUCCGCUUUGGAAUCGGAUCGUACUGCUUGCUACUCUGGAUCGCAAUUAGUAGCAUUCUACCCGUUCGCAGAUGGAGCUAUCGAGCGUUUUACAUCAACCAUGGCAUCUCAACAUUCAGCUUUUUAAUGAUCGUCAUUCAGCAUGUGCCUAGACAUGCUACGACUCCAAUUUAUCUAGCCUUCGGUUUCGUCUUGCUCGACAAGAUGAUGGUUUCCGUAUCGUUCCUCAAGGUCAAUGUCUCCGUACGUGCUUUGAAACCACGGUUCGCCAGGUUUCGACGAGCUCCAGGGCACGCCAUACUAGUGGCUGGAUAUCCUGUGGAAAUGCUUGAGCCACACAAUUCGAGCGUGUCGUCUGAUACCGAGAACUCGAUGACCGUAGUUCGCCUCCGGAACAUUCCAAUGACGUGGCAACCCGGACAACACAUCAGAUUAUACCUUCCAGCACUGGGCGUAUUUGAGAUGCACCCGUUCACCCCAGCGAAUUGCUCGAAUCUAGCAGUGCCGCCUCCUCUGCCGCCCAGGAGAAGUCACGAUAUCGAGUGUAGAGAACCAAUAGUAGCCGCAUCAUCAAGCCGGACCAGCGACAUUCUCUUAAUGAUACGCGCUCACAAUGGUCUCACUCGACGUCUCAAAGAAUUCCAUACAGAAUGGCUGAAGCUCCCAUGUCCAAAUGCUACCUUAUCGUCUAGUGCUACUUCGCUGACAGCGUAUGUUGACGGUCCAUACGGCAGCCCCCCAGCCUGGGAAGACUACGAAAAUCUAGUGUUGGUGACCACUUCGACUGGGGUUUCGUUCGCACUAUCAAUUAUGGAUUAUUUGGAGCAGCUAUGCCUUUCGAACGCGCCGAGGUUAGCAACUCAAACCAUACACUUCAUCUGGAUAACUCGGCAUAUCGACCCUCAAUUCGAAGCGACUGUUGCCGAAAUGUUGCAGCGAUACAGCACCAUGCUCAAGGACUCUGGCGUGCGAGUAGAAACAGAGCUGUACACCACUUGCGUACAUUCCGAUGUCAACUUUGACACAACCGAGGUCGAUCAAUUUGCACACCUACGCCCUCGGCUUCCACGGUACGGCUCUGGUGACCGCACACUUACCAUUCGUAACCCAGAUGAGAUUUAUGAUGAAUGGGAGGAAGAGGAGCGACAAUGGGCAGAGAUGGAAGCACUCGAAGAAAUGCAGAUGAAAGAUAUCGACCCUUUCGAAGACGCGAAUCAAGUUGAUACGGCCCAUGUUGAUGACGACAACACAGUUGCGCCGUACGACGGUGAGGGCUAUGCCAGUUCGGAGACCAGCACACUGCUCGAUGUAGCAGGAUCCCCACAGAGUUAUCGUCGCAGUAAGAGCUUAUCAGAGGUAUCUUUGACGAUGGACGAAACCGCGGCGUUGAAUCAGGCCCAACCACUUCCAUCGCCUGUUCGAUCUCCUCUUCUGCCGCAUACAAAGAAGCCAGACGAGAAAUUAUGCCAGUGUGCACUCCUGCAGUAUCAACGUCAAAAGCUCCGCAAGUCCAGUUCAUCGUCAUUUGGAAGUACGUCCUAUGGUUCACGCCCAGAUAUCUUACGCAUCGUCACCUCAGCUGUGAAUGAUGACCCGCAUUGCAAGUCAAUGGUUGCAGCAUGUGCCAACAGCGCAGUUUCGAGGCAGGUGAGCAAAGCUGUUUCAAAGGCAAGGUUUGCUUUUGCAAGGGGGCAGAGGCCGACAAAUAUCGACACCUUCACAGAAGGCUUUUGCUAGUGGGACUGGUCCCAAACUUUAAAUUCGAAAGCAAUGCAUCAUGAUAAUCCCGCG
This is a messenger RNA of Boeremia exigua, 2559 nucleotides long. RefSeq lists its product as uncharacterized. Gene Ontology annotation, biological process: copper ion import; iron ion transport; intracellular iron ion homeostasis. Gene Ontology annotation, cellular component: plasma membrane. NCBI's taxonomy places the organism in Eukaryota, Fungi, Ascomycota, Dothideomycetes, Pleosporales, Didymellaceae. The record is from RefSeq and is a predicted model, not a curated record. The coding region runs from base 139 to 2505 and encodes 788 amino acids. The transcript has 2 exons. Gene Ontology annotation, molecular function: ferric-chelate reductase activity.